AUGGGCGGGGCUGUGGCUCCUCUCAUUUCCCCUCCAUGCUUAGCGGGGCGGCAGGGCUGGAGAGACCUCCGGGGAGCACAGUCGCCAGUCCAGCACGGAGACCCGCCUGGCCAAAAAACUGCGCCGCACACUUGCCAGGAUUGCCAAAUAUUCCUCAAAAAUAUACCUGCUAUUUAUGGCAUGUGGCUUGUAACUUUACUCCUGCUGUACUCUCUCCAAGAAGUACACAGUGAGGAUGUGGGCUCUACCAGGCUGUACUUUGUGAAUGCCUCCCUGCAGAGGGUGACCUACUCCAGCUCGGUGGGGGUGUCCCUGCCCUGCCCAGCAGGGGGCACCCCCAGUGCCAUCCUGCGCUGGUACCUGGCCACCGGCGACGACAUCUACGACGUGCCCCACAUCCGCCAUGUGCAUGCUAACGGCACCCUGCAGCUGUACCCCUUCUCGCCCUCUGCCUACAACAGCUACAUCCACGACAACGAUUACUUCUGCACUGCCGAGAACCAGGCUGGCAAGAUCCGCAGCCCCAACAUCCGCAUCAAAGCUGUUUUCAGGGAGCCCUAUACCGUGCGGGUGGCAGACCAGCGCUCGAUGCGGGGCAACGUAGCCGUGUUCAAGUGCCUCAUCCCCACCGCUGUGCAGGAGUACGUCAGCGUUGUGUCCUGGGAGAGAGACACCGUUUCCAUCGUCCCAGGUAACAGGUUCUCUCUGACCUCCUUCGGGGCUCUUUACAUCUCUGAUGUUCAGAAGGAGGAUGCCCUCUCCACAUACCGGUGCAUCACCAAACACAAGUACAGUGGUGAGACACGCCAAAGCAACGGAGCCAGGCUCUCCGUGAUGGACCCCACUGAGUCCUCACCCACCAUCCUAGACAGCUUUCAGGCAGGGGAGGUGUACGCUGGCCAGAGUAUUGAGCUCCCCUGCAUAGCAGGAGGUUAUCCCAGCCCCACCGUGCGCUGGCUGAAAGACGGCCGGCCACUGCCCUCGGACGCCCGCUGGACCCGGCGUUUGACAGGGCUGACCAUCAGUGACCUGAGGCAGGAGGACAGCGGCAGCUACGCCUGCGAGGUCACCAACAGCUUUGGCUCGAAGGAGGUGUCCGGUCAACUUCACGUUAUAGACCCGCUGCGAGUGACCUUGUCCCCUAAGAGUCUGAAGACGGGCAUCAGCAGCACCCUGUUCUUCACCUGCACUGUGGAGGGCUCUCCAGAAUACACCAUCACCUGGUACAGAAACACUGAGCCCAUCGUCUCCGACCAGCACAUCUCCAUCCAGGGACAACACAACGACACGCUCCAGAUCACCGCAGCACAGAAGUUCCACUCCGGAGCCUACCAGUGCUUUGCCUCCCGCAAGGGCCACACUACUCAGGACUUUUCCAUUAUUCUGCUCGAGGACGGUACUCCUCGUAUUGUGUCUUCCUUCAGUGAGCGGGUGGUGAACCCCGGUGAGCCUUUUUCCCUCAUGUGUGCCGCUAAAGGAGCCCCACCCCCCUCUAUCACCUGGACCCUGGACGAUGAGCCUGUGGUGCGAGACUCCGCCUACAAAACCAGCCAGUACACCCUGUCGGACGGCCUGACCGUGUCGCACGUCAACGUCAGCAGCCCGCUCAUUCGCGAUGGGGGAGUGUAUCGUUGCGCCGCACGCAACUCGGCCGGUAGCGCCGAGUACCAAGCGCGCAUAAACGUAAGAGGUGCACCCAGAAUCAGACCCAUGCGCGACAUCACUGCAGUGGCAGGAAGGAACACCUACAUAACGUGCCGUGUGAUCGGCUACCCCUAUUACUCUAUCAAAUGGCUGAAGGAUGGCAUGCAGCUGCCUGAUAACCACCGUCAAGUGGUGUUUGAGAACGGCACCCUGAGGCUGACAGAUGUACAGAAGGGUGCAGACGAGGGUACCUACUUGUGUAGUGUUCUGAUCCAGCCGCAGCUGUCAAUCAACCAGACCGUCCACGUCACCGUUAAAGUGCCACCGUUGAUCCAGCCCUUCGACAUCCCCUCUACCUCAGUGGGGAAGCUCAUGUACAUUGCCUGUGUGGUGUCAUCUGGGGACAUGCCCAUACGCAUCACCUGGCACAAAGAUGGACAGCUCAUCGUGCCAGGCUCUGCCUCUGGCGUCGGAAUAGAGACCAAAGAGUUCAUGAGCUCCCUGCAAAUCUCCAAGGUGACACUGAAGCACAACGGAAACUACACCUGCAUCGCCAGCAACGCCGCUGCCACCGUCAGCUGGGAGAGACAGUUGAUUGUUACUGUGCCACCACGUUUUGUCGUGCAGCCCAACAACCAGGACGGUAUCUACGGCAAAGCUGGGGUCCUCAACUGCUCUGUGGAGGGUUACCCACCUCCCAAAGUCAUGUGGAAACAUGCCAAGGGUGUAGGAAACCCUCAGCAGUACCACCCAGUCCCUCUAACUGGACGUAUCCAGAUCAUGUCAAAUGGCUCUUUACUGAUCCGGCAUGUUCUGGAGGACGACCGAGGCUACUACCUCUGUCAGGCCUCCAACGGAGUGGGCUCAGACAUCAGUAAAAGCAUGAUCCUUACUGUCAAGAUUCCUGCCAUGAUCACCAGCCACCCCAACACCACCAUGGCUAAGAAGGGCCAGACCAAGGAGCUGAACUGCACCGCACGAGGCGAGCAGCCCAUAAUCAUCCGCUGGGAGAGAGGCGAUACUGUCAUCGAUGCCGAGAGAAACCCCCGUUACUCCAUCACGAUAAACAAGAAGGGAGACGAAGUCAUCUCCACCCUCAAGCUGAACCCAGCGGAGCGUGGAGAUUCUGUCUUCUUCUCCUGCCACGCUAUCAACUCCUAUGGAGAAGGUCGAGGGCUCAUCCAACUCACGGUGCAAGAACCCCCAGAUCCCCCUGAGCUGGAAGUGAGGGAGGUGAAAGACAGGAGCAUGAACCUGCGCUGGAUCCAAAGGUUUGAUGGAAACAGCAUCAUCACCAGCUAUGAUAUUGAGUACAAGAACAAGUCAGACUCCUGGGAUCACAUGUACACAACCAGGAACAUCUCACCCACCAACAACCAGGCCAACAUCGUAGAGCUGCACCCAGCCUGUGUCUACAGCAUCCGCAUGUACUCCUUCAACAAGAUCGGCCGCAGCCUGCCCAGCAAAGAGCUUACCAUCAGCACUGAGGAAGCACAACCCGACGGGCCACCGAUAGAUGUCGUCCUCCAGCCAAUGACAUCUCAGAGCAUACGGGUCACGUGGAGGGCUCCAAAGAAAGAGUUGCAAAAUGGAGUGAUCCGGGGCUACCAGAUCGGUUACAGAGAAAAUGGGCCGGGCAGCAACGGCCAGUACAGUAUUGUGGAGAUGAAGGCUACGGGGGACAGCGAAGUGUACACCUUGGACAACCUGAAGAAGUUUGCCCAGUAUGGAGUGGUGGUCCAGGCCUUCAACAGAGCCGGGACGGGCCCAUCCAGCACCGAGAUCAAUGCCACCACACUGGAAGACGUGCCCAGCGAGCCUCCUCAGAACGUGCGGGCCAUCUCGGUGACGUCUGACGAAGCGGUAAUCACGUGGGCUGAGCCUCCACGGCUGACGCUGCACGGUGUGCUGAAAGGCUACCGCGUUGUGUUUUGGUCCCUCUUCCCUGAUGGAGAAUGGGGAGAGAUGCAAAACAUCACAACCACACGUGAGCAGGUGGAGCUGAGAGGGCUGGAGAAGUUCACCAACUACAGCGUUCAGGUGCUGGCCUACACACAGGCUGGGGAUGGCGUCCGCAGCAACGUCCUCUACAUCCAAACCCGUGAGGACCUUCCUGGUCCACCAGCUGGCAUCAAGGCAGUUCCCUCCUCUCCAAGCAGUGUGGUUGUGUCCUGGUUGCCUCCUCACAAACCAAAUGGUGUCAUCCGCAAGUACACCAUCUACUGCUCCAGCCCAGGCUCUGGACAGCCGGCGCCCAGCGAAUAUGAAGCCAACCCGGAGAUGCUCUUCUACCGCAUCACGCACCUCACCCGUGGUAAACAAUACCACAUCUGGGCCGCAGCCGUGACAACUGCUGGCCGCGGCAACAUCAGUGAAAAGGUCACAGUGGAGCCUGCUGGGAAAGCUCCAGCAAAAAUAUUGUCAUUUGGGGGUACGGUAACCACACCCUGGAUGAAGGAGGUGCGUCUGCCCUGCAGCUCAGUGGGAGAGCCGACACCCACAAUCAAAUGGACCAAAGACAGUGAGGACUCUGCCAUUCCAGUGACGGCUGACAGUCAGCGGCAGAUCUUAUCCAAUGGCACGCUGGUGCUGCGUUCGGUCAAAGCAGAGGAUUCUGGGUACUACACAUGCACAGCCACCAACACCCUGGGCUUUGACACCAUCAUUGUCAACCUUCUCGUCCAGGUUCCUCCGGACCAGCCUCGUUUGACUGUCUCCACCACCUCCACCUCCUCCAUCACCCUGGCCUGGAUCCCUGGGGACAACGGGGGAAGCUCCAUCAGAGGUUUUGUACUGCAGUAUUCAGUGGACAACACAGAGGAGUGGAGGGAUGUGUUCAUCAGCUCCAGCGAGCGGUCCUUCAGGUUGGACAACCUGCGCUGUGGGACCUGGUACAAGGUCAAGCUGGCCGCCAAGAACAGCGUGGGCUCAGGGCGCAUCAGUGAGAUCAUCGAGGCUAAAACCCAUGGAAGAGAGCCGGUGUUCAAUAAGGACCAGCCGCUGCUCACCCACAUCAACUCUACCCAUGCAGGGCUCAACCUGCAGGGCUGGACCAGCGGCGGCUGCCCCAUCACUGCCUUGAUGCUAGACUUCAGGCCCAAGGGAACCUGGGCCUGGCAGAGCCUCAAGGCCAACUCUACCAGCCAGCUUUUCCUCAGCGAGCUGCGUGAAGCCACCUGGUAUGAACUCAAAAUGAAGGCCUGCAACAGUGCUGGGUGCGGCAAUCAGAGCUCCCAGUUCGCCACCACCGACUAUGAUGGCAGUACCAUCCCUCCCAUUAAAUCAGCACGAGGGGAAGGGGAUGACGUGAAAAAGUUAUUCUCCAUUGGUUCCCCUGUCAUCCUGGUCACUCUGGGCGUCGCCUUGCUCUUCAUUAUCCGCAAGAAGCGCAAGGAGAAGAGGCUUAAGCGACUUAGAGAUGCUAAGAGCCUUGCUGAGAUGCUUAUCAGUAAGAACAAUCGCAGUAUGGACACUCCUGUGAAGGGACCGCCUCAAGGCCCAAGGCUCCAUAUUGACAUCCCACGUGUUCAGCUGCUUAUCGAGGACAAGGAGGGCAUCAAACAGAUUGGCGAGGACAAGGCAGCAGUGCCAGUGACAGACACGGAGUUCAGCCAAUCAGUGAACCCGCAGAACUUCUGCACAGGAGUCUCUCUGCACCACCAAGCCCUCAUCCAGAAUUCAGGGCCUUUGAUUGACAUGUCAGACAUCCGCCCAGGCACUAAUCCUGUGUCCAGGAAGAGUAUAAAGUCAGCCCACAGCUCCAGGAACCGAUACUCCAGCCAGUGGACCCUAAGCCGACCGGGUCAGAGCCAGUCCACAGUCUCAGCACGAACUCUGACCUCAGACUGGCGGACCAUGGGUUCUCAUGGCAUCACCGCCACGGAGAGUGACAGCUACAGUGCCAGCCUGUCCCAGGACACAGAUAAGGGCCGCAACAGCAUGGUGUCAACAGAGAGCGCUUCGUCCACCUACGAGGAGCUGGCCAGAGCCUAUGAACACGCCAAGCUGGAGGAGCACCUGCAGCACGCCAAGUUCACCAUUACAGAGUGUUUCAUCUCUGACAGCUCAUCCGACCAGAUGACCACAGGCACCAACGACCCCGCAGACAGCAUGACCUCCCUCAGCACGCCGUCUGAACCGGGCAUUUGCCGCUUCACUGCUUCACCACCCAAACCGCAGGACUACGAUCGCGGUAAAAAUGUGGCUGUGCCCAUUCCCCACCGCGCUAACAAAAGUGAAUUCUGCAACCUUCCCCUCUACAUGAAGUCGGAUCCAUUUUUCCGCAAGCAAGGAGAGCUGCAUGACCCGUGCCCGGCUGUGCCACCACGGGAAGCUUCGAUCCGCAGCCUGGCACAAAGGGCCUACCACACCCAGGGCCGCCACAUGACUCUAGACCCUGCCAAGCAGCAGGCCCUGACGCUGGGCCACUCUGGGCUGGGCAGCCUGGGUGUGAGCUCGGGCACCGCCACUCUGCCCCAAAGGACUCUCACCAUGCCCAGCUCCAACGCUGCAGCGACAGCUUCCACUUCCAGCACGAGCAGCAACCCUACCAACAGCAACAAGGUGGGGGGCUCCAGAGACUCGCUGCUCGAGAACAGCUCCUCUGCUCUUGGGAGACUGCAGAAACAGAGUGUGGGGGCCUACUCCAAGUCCUACACGUUGGUGUAGUCUGUUCUGCUGCACAGGCUUGCACUACUGUCCCACUCCUCAGCCAGCCCCACUCUGGUAUUCUUCAGUCUGGGCCAGAAAGGGCAUGCAAGCAUCUUUCUUUAGACCCAACUAAUGGCUAACUGCCCAGCGUCCUGUCUAGUCCUCCUCUGGAUAGGUGUUGUCCCAGACAGAGACCUAGCUAACCCUCCUGUUUCAUGCUCACCUGGGACUCGAUACAAGAACUACUAACUCCAACUAACAGUUCCAGCCGGCUGGUGCUCAGCUCCACUCACUUCUUGUGGGAGUUACACAGAGAAAAAAAAAAACAGGAGGCUAUUCUGUAGUCAUUUGGAAAUAUAGACUACUACUGACGGGCUAAAAGCUCUGUGCUUUUGAUGAUGAAGACUACAAUAGCCAGUAUGAAGCUGGAUGGCCAUGCUCCCUCUCAUACGCACACACAUACUGUCCUCCAUAGUUUGAGUAUUAUGUCAAUUUGCAGGACUACUGUACCAAUUAAGUUCCCUAUUCUUAUCUCACCCUCUACAUGUUUCUUAAUGUCCCGUCUAACUACUGGCAGGUUUAUACUUACUGGUGAUUUCAAAAAGAAGGAUUCAGGUUCACCUCUGAGGAACUUUAAACUCAAAUUUCUACCACGUUACUCACACAUCUCUCUUCCCUUCCAACUGAACAGUGCCCAACAGCUUUUUGACCGAAUCAUGACAACCCAAAUGACCCAUCUAUGAUUUCUCGCAAUACAAAUAGAGAAUAUUUGGUAUUAUAAAGAAUUUACAUAUAUAUUUCUAUGUAGGUAUAUUAUUGACAUUUAAGUGAAAUUAUGACAAAGUAUAAAUUGUAUGUACUACAAUAGUGUCGUAGUAUAUACAACAGUUUUAAUGUUAAUGUCGAAUUUAAGAACGAGACAAUCGCUCAAUCAUGUAAAGAGAAAUUAGAGGUUGGACUAAAGAAGGAGAAAGUGUAGUAUAUAUAGGGGAUGUUCUGUAUGUUACUGUAUGUAGACUGGGUGUGGGAAAAGCACUUCAUUCCUGUGCAGACAGGAAGUGCCCAUCACCAAGCCCCGUCUUCAGAUGGGAAAAAAACAAGAUUGGUUACUUAGUUUUAAUUUCACUUCCUGUUAAGACAGACUGACUGAACAGACCAUAACCACACUCGCUUUAAAUAAGCAGACCAACAGCUCUGUGGUCUGGCCUGCUGAGGAUCAACAACGAGUCUGCAACACCUGAUUCCCUUUAUGUCUUUGGUUGAUGCCAUCAUGACACAAAGGUUCACUUAUAUAAGCUGCUCAUGUGGCUCUAUUUAUAAAGAUUUAACCUCUUUGCCCUGAAUUAGUUUGUCAUGAGGCUGUCAGUGGUCAGUAAAUGCAAUUAUAUCCAGAAACCAAAUCGAUUUCACAGAGGACUGAGGUGUUUAUGACUUUUCCUUCUGGCUGUUGACUGAGCCACUUAUCUAUGGUUCACUUUUUGCUUGCACCAUUUUGCAUUCCCAUAUGAGUUUUUAUGUCGGGGUGUGUGGAAAAUGGCUGCUGCAAAAUGGCCACAGAUUUGAGUUACUAUAUCAAGGCGUCUGUUUAUGGCAUAGAUGACAGAGACAGACAAGAGUGCUCAGUCACAGAUACAGUAACGCAUCCUACCAACCUCUCAGUCAGACUCGGUGUCACUUAGCCGACCUUUAUACAAAUGGACAACUACUGUAGCUGAAGAGUCCCAGUCAUGUGAAUGAAGUCAGAUAAUCUACCGAAGCUGAGAGUUUAUUAUUUGUCAGGGAGUUCAGUUUGAAAAGUAUAUAAUGUGCACUCAAUUGAGAACUUUGUCGUUGCCCUGUCUUAAGUACUGUACAUGUCCCACUUUCUCCAUCUUCAUACCCCUCCAUUAUGCGCUAUUGUACAUUAACACAAGAACAUACUGGAAUGUCUUUUAAAGCAUCUCCAUGAUAGUGUUUUGUGGUUUAUCUUUAUUUAUUUCUUCAUUUGCUUGUUUGUCUAUUUAUUAAUUUAUUUAUUGGCAGGUGUAUUUGUU
Molecule: messenger RNA, 8327 nt
Organism: Myripristis murdjan (pinecone soldierfish)
Lineage: Eukaryota; Metazoa; Chordata; Actinopteri; Holocentriformes; Holocentridae
Product: Down syndrome cell adhesion molecule-like protein 1 homolog
Exons: 33
Coding region: 1-6312 (2103 amino acids)
Biological process (GO): cell-cell adhesion
Molecular function (GO): protein binding
Source: RefSeq, a predicted model, not a curated record